UGAAUCAAUUAUGGUGACAAUAACAAGGCAGUCCGAAAAAUGAAACCAGUCCAGUGAAAAGCCCCCCAAAAGAAAAACGUAGUAGAUUACUCACGCCAUAAUGGUCCACUCUCCAAUGGCCCAGAGCUCUUGUUUGUUACGCAAAUUCCCAAUGAUUGCUUUGUAUCGUAUUUAAUAUUUCUCUGUCGAUAAGAAGGAACACUACUUCAUAACAAGUUUCCGCUUUACUAAACGCCAAUUUCUUGGCUUGGCUUGGCCACUUCCAUUUCCUAAUCAGUUGACCAGAUCCAAAAGAAAUGGGUGGUGGAGCAGCAGCAGCUCCAAUUCCCCGUCUAACAGCGAUCACUUUCCUAUUCCUCCUCCCCAUCGUCAUUCAAUCACAUACUCCCACCAUCUCCGUCAGAGACUUCGGAGCCACCGGAGACGGCAAACACUACGACACAGCCGCCAUCCAGUCGGCCAUCGACAGCUGCCGCACUAAACCAUGCUACGUGACCUUCCCAACAGGCACAUACCUAACUGCCACCAUCUUCCUCAAAUCCAACGUGAUUUUGGACAUCCCGAAAGGCUCCACCAUCUUGGGUGGGACCAAAUUGGAAGACUACCCGAAAGAGUUCGAUAGGUGGUAUGUGAUAUUGGCAGAGAAUGCAAGGGAUGUAGGGAUAACAGGUGGAGGGGUGGUGGAUGGGCAGGGGUUGGAGUUCGUGGUGAAGUUCGACGAAAGAAAAAACGUGAUGGUGAGCUGGAACCAGACAGGGGCUUGCUCCGGCGAUGAGUGUAGGCCAAGGUUGGUGGGUUUUCUUGACUCUACCAACGUCAGAGUUUGGAACGUUACCUUCAGGCAACCGGCCUACUGGUGCUUGCACAUAGUUCGAUGUGAAAACACAUCUAUCCAUGAUGUUUCAAUCUAUGGAGAUUUCAAUACACCUAACAAUGAUGGAAUAGACAUUGAGGAUUCAAAUAAUACAGUGAUUACAAGAUGCCACAUUGAUACAGGAGAUGAUGCUAUAUGCCCCAAGACAUACACUUCCCCUCUAUAUAACUUAACUGCAACCAACUCCUGGAUUCGAACCAAAUCUUCUGCAAUUAAACUUGGAAGUGCUAGCUGGUUUGAGUUAAACAAUUUGGUCUUUGACAACAUUACUAUUGUAGAUUCUCAUAGAGGGCUCGCAUUGCAGAUACGUGAUGGAGUUUCCGAAAACGGUAUCUUCUUAUCAGGUUCUAAAGGUGGACUGCUAAGGAAUUUGAGAUUCAUCAACAUUAACUUAACAUACAAACGAUGGACGAAAUACAUGGGAGGGUUGGUUGACUAUCGGCCGGGAUGUCAGGGACUUGUGAACCACAGCACAGCAGGGAUUAUAAUGGAACAUAUUGAUGGUUUGGAUGUUGAGAAUGUAAAUAUGAGAUGGUUCGAUGGACGAACGGUGCAAUGGGAUAAUCCGUUGGACUUCAGGCCUUCUACUUUUAGAAAGAUAUAGUUUUUGAAGAUGAAUUUACUUCGAAAGCUGAACUGCCUUUUCCAUUACUAUCCCAAAAGUGCACCAUUUUCAUCUUUAGUCAGCUCCUUUACCACUCACCAGCUAACUCUCACUACCUUCCCGCCAAACCCACAAAUUGUUUUAACUACCUUAUGCUCCAAUGGUCAACUGAAAGAAGCUUUGAUAGAAAUGGCGGCUCGAGGCCUUGAAAUGAAGUUUGAAAGCUAUGAUAUGCUAUUAAAUGCUUGUAUAAAGAAAAGGGCAUUUAGAGAGGGCCAAAGGGUCCAUGCCCAUAUGAUCAAAACAAGAUAUUUACCGCCUGUUUACCUUCGAAACAGGCUGAUCAUUUUGUACAGUAAAUGUGAUCGUUUGAGGGAGGCAAGGAAUGUGCUUGAUGAAAUGCUUGAGAAGGAUGUGGUUUCUUGGACUGCCAUGAUUUCUGCUUAUUCUCAAAGAGGGUUUGCCACUGAAGCGUUGGAUCUUUUUCUAGAGAUGUUAAGAUCAGUUACUGAACCGAAUGAAUUCACCUUUACCGCUGUACUAUCUUCUUGUACGGGGACUUUUGGUUUUGAGCUGGGAAAGCAAAUCCACUCCCUUAUAAUCAAGAGAACUCUUGACACCCAUAUCUUUGUUGGGAGCUCACUUCUUGACAUGUAUUUCAAAGCUGGUAGAAUUCAUGAAGCUAGAGAGGUUUUCGAAAGCCCGCCGGAAAGGGAUGUUGUUUCAUGCACUGCCAUAAUUUCAGGGUAUGCUCAGUUAGGGUUAGAUGCAGAGGCACUAGAAUUAUUCCGAAGAUUGAAUUUAGAAGGAAUGAGUUCAAAUUAUGUUACUUAUGCUAGUGUUCUAACUGCAUUAUCUGGGCUUGCAGCAUUAGAUCUUGGUAAGCAAGUUCACAACCAUGUACUGCGAUGUAAACUUCCCUUCUAUGUGGUACUUCAGAACUCUUUGAUCGAUAUAAAGUGUGGGAACCUCAUUUACUCGAGAAGGAUAUUUGAUAACAUGCCUGAGAGAACUGUUAUUUCAUGGACUGCAAUGCUUGUGGGGUACAGCAAACACGGAAUGGGAAGAGAGGUAGUAGAGCUUUACAAAUUGAUGAGAAAUGAAAAUAAAAUAAAACCUGACGGUGUCACUCUGCAGGGUGUUUUAUCUGGUUGCAGCCAUGGAGGGAUGGAAAAUGUGGGAUUGGAAAUCUUUGAGGAAAUGGUGAAUGGGAAAAAUGGGGUCGAGCCUGACAUUGAGCACUACGGGUGCGUUGUAGAUUUGCUUGUGCGUGCUGGUAGAGUAGAAGAGGCUUUCCAAUUUAUCAAAAAGAUGCCUUUUGAACCAACUGCUGCUUUGUGGGGUUCACUUCUAGGUGCUUGUAAGGUUCACUCAAACAUCGACGUUGGUGAAUUUGUAGGGCAUCGACUGCUAGAAAUUGAUCCCGAGAGUGCAGGGAACUAUGUUAUUCUAUCAAAUUUAUAUGCUUCUAUGGGGAGAUGGGAAGAUGUAAGAAUGGUGAGAGAUUUGAUGUUGAAGAAAGCUGUGAAGAAAGAGCCAGGAAGAAGUUGGAUUGAGCUUGACCAAACCCUUCAUUCCUUCCAUGCAAGUGAUCCUAUUCCUUCGCAUCCAAGAAGGGAAGAGGUGUUUGCAAAGAUGAAAGAGUUAUCAAUAAAAUUCAAGGAAGCCGGAUACGUUCCUGAUUUAAGCUGUGUUUUACAUGAUGUGGAUGAGGAGCAGAAGGAGAAGAUAUUCCUAGGCCACAGUGAGAAAUUGGCAUUGACUUUUGGGUUGAUUUCAACCUCUGAUAGAGCCCCACUCCGUGUGAUUAAAAACCUCCGGACUUGCGUUGAUUGCCAUAACUUUGCCAAGUUUGUUUCUAAGAUUUAUAUGAGAGAAGUGUACUUGAAGGACAAGAACCGGUUCCACCAUAUUUCCAUGGGAGUUUGCUCCUGCGGAGACUACUGGUGAUGUCUGAAGUUUCGAAACCGUUUUCUACAACUGAUAGUUCACCAGAAGUAGUGUCCUUGCCUGCUAAGAAACCUUGCCAACGAAAGAGGUCAUCAUAAUCAUAUUCAAAACAAAAGCAGGAAACGACUGCCAACUUCUUGGCACCUGGAUAGAUACUGUUUCAGCUAUGGUGGUCAAAGAGCAGGGAGUGACUAUUGUAUGGAAUGAAGCAGAGAAGAUUACAGGAUUGGAAACACCCUUUGGCUAACUCAGGUAAUGUGGAGAUCAUCUGUUCUAUAAACGGAUUUGGGUGAAAUUAAGAAGUCUUUGUUUGACUGCACUACUAAAACUGAUUUGGGUGAAAUUAGAAGUGGUACCUUCUUUGGCUUUGGGCAGCGAUCAUAAGAUACCUAUGGCUAUGGUUGUGAUCAAAAGAAAGGGAAUGAUAAAUUAGUAUAAUUCAAAGGUUACUUCAACUCAUUUCAUUCACUCUGUUGAC
Gossypium raimondii (Peruvian cotton) is the source of this 3906-nucleotide messenger RNA. Its product is annotated as putative pentatricopeptide repeat-containing protein At3g13770, mitochondrial. The record is from RefSeq and is a predicted model, not a curated record. Lineage: Eukaryota; Viridiplantae; Streptophyta; Magnoliopsida; Malvales; Malvaceae. The transcript is spliced from 5 exons. Gene Ontology annotation, molecular function: RNA binding; polygalacturonase activity; zinc ion binding. Gene Ontology annotation, biological process: RNA modification; carbohydrate metabolic process.